AUGAGGACUGUUUCGGAAUUGCUUCGGAAUGACCCGAAAUCUGGGCUUCCUCUCGCCACAGCAAAUGCUUUGCAGUCAGCCCUGCUUGCCAGCAACGGCGCCUUGAUCGCCGGCACUGCCUUGUCGGGCGGCAUGGGUGUUUGGUCCGAGGCGGUCAAUGGUCAGCGAGGACUGGACAACGGUAGUAGCCUUCGAGGUCGCAAGGAAGCUCGCAUCAGGAGACCUAUGAACGCCUUCAUGGUGUGGGCUAAGGAUGAGCGAAAGAGACUGGCCGAUCAGAAUCCUGAUCUACACAAUGCAGAUCUUAGCAAGUUACUUGGUAAGUAA
Messenger RNA from Lytechinus pictus (painted urchin), 327 nucleotides. Its product is annotated as transcription factor Sox-17-alpha-like. Gene Ontology annotation, molecular function: DNA-binding transcription factor activity, RNA polymerase II-specific; RNA polymerase II cis-regulatory region sequence-specific DNA binding. The record is from RefSeq and is a predicted model, not a curated record. Gene Ontology annotation, biological process: anatomical structure morphogenesis; cell differentiation; regulation of DNA-templated transcription. Bases 1 to 327 code for a protein of 108 amino acids. The transcript has a single exon. NCBI's taxonomy places the organism in Eukaryota, Metazoa, Echinodermata, Echinoidea, Temnopleuroida, Toxopneustidae.